GCCUUAAAACGCCCCCUUAGGACCGAGGCAAGUCGCAUCACCCUUUCUCAUCCAUCGCCCGUGCUCAGCCGCCUCGCACCGCACCUCUGCAUCACCCGCAAUGGCCCCCACGAUCAAGGCAGGCGACGCCGUCCCCUCGGGCACGUUCUCGUACAUCGCGUACACCCCCGAGCUCGAUGACGCCUCCGCCUGUGGUAUCCCCACCAAGCUCUCGACCGACGACUGGAAGGGCAAGAAGGUCGUGAUCUUCUCCGUCCCCGGCGCCUUUACCCCGACAUGCCAUGUGAACCACCUCCCGCCCUACCUCGAGAAGUACGACCAGUUCAAGGCGAAGGGCGUCGAUGUCAUCGCCGUCGUCGCGGCGAACGACCCGUUCGUCAUGAGCGGCUGGGCGCGUGCCGUGGGCCUCAAGGACAAGAUCCUUGCCCUCUCGGACGCAGAUGCCAAGUGGUCCAAAUCGAUCGGUCUCGACAAGGAUCUCUCGGCCAUUGGCUUCGGCAUCCGGACUGACCGCUACGCAGUCAUCCUCGACGACCUCAAGGUGAAGUACGUCGAGGUCGAGCCUGGAUCGGAGGUCACCGUCUCCGGUGCCGACGCCGUUCUGGCUGCUCUGUGAUGCACGGGUGCCUUAAUGUUCAAUGUAUAAUACCCUCAUCAAACGUUGACUUAGCAGCACCUGCGCGCACGGUGCAUUUUUGAUCUUCAUGUCAAAAGAUCACUGGACUCAUACGAUGCUUGUUCGUGAGCAGGACGGUUAACUGC
This is a messenger RNA of Fomitopsis serialis, 762 nucleotides long. RefSeq names its product 1-Cys peroxiredoxin isozyme. Gene Ontology annotation, cellular component: peroxisome; mitochondrion; cytoplasm. Lineage: Eukaryota; Fungi; Basidiomycota; Agaricomycetes; Polyporales; Fomitopsidaceae. The transcript is spliced from 7 exons. Gene Ontology annotation, biological process: hydrogen peroxide catabolic process; cell redox homeostasis; cellular response to oxidative stress. The record is from RefSeq and is a predicted model, not a curated record. The coding region runs from base 101 to 616 and encodes 171 amino acids. Gene Ontology annotation, molecular function: thioredoxin peroxidase activity.